Phodopus roborovskii (desert hamster) is the source of this 1826-nucleotide messenger RNA. It is a transcript of the gene Tcp11, whose product is annotated as t-complex 11. NCBI's taxonomy places the organism in Eukaryota, Metazoa, Chordata, Mammalia, Rodentia, Cricetidae. The coding region runs from base 177 to 1622 and encodes 481 amino acids. Gene Ontology annotation, biological process: regulation of sperm capacitation. Gene Ontology annotation, cellular component: sperm flagellum; acrosomal vesicle. The transcript has 10 exons. The record is from RefSeq and is a predicted model, not a curated record.
UGCGCUUGACCGCCCAACUGGGGAGUCUCAAUGGCUCCGCCCAGCUCAAGGCCCCGCCCCGUGUCCUCACCCCGAGCCCGCCCUCCCAGGUGGUUUAGCCCGUGCCGCCUACCCACCCCUAGUCCAGAGCCAGCCAGAGUGGGCGGGCCGGCGGAGGAGACACCAGCACCACCAGGAUGCCAGACGUGAAGGAGAGGGCGGCCCGGAAGGGGCACAGCGUGGCAGAGGGCGCCUCUCGUGAGUCCCACGCGGGACACACCCGGGAGGACGCGAGCAGCGCCCAGGGCCACCGAUCACGUUUGAUGGAUCGAGUUCAUGAAGUUUCCAAGGUGGAUCGCCACUCAGAAGAGAAGACUUUAUCUUCAAGCAGCCUGGAAGGCAAGGCCAAGGAGACAAUGCCCAGUGACUUUUGGGACCACCUGAAAGAGCAGCUGUCAUCUGUGCCCCCUGACUUCAGUUGUGCUCUCGAACUUCUGAAAGAGGUCAAGGAGAUCCUGUUGUCGCUACUAUUACCACGUCAGAGCCGCCUAAGAAGUGAGAUUGAAGAAGCUUUGGACAUGGACUUCCUACAUCAGCAAGCUGACCGAGGGGACUUGAAUGUCACCUAUCUCUCUAAGUACAUUCUCAACAUGAUGGUCUUGUUGUGUGCGCCAGUACGAGAUGAAGCUGUGCAGAGACUGGAGAGUAUCACGGAUCCCGUGCGGCUGCUGAGGGGGAUCUUCCAAGUGCUGGGACUGAUGAAAAUGGACAUGGUGAACUAUACCAUUCAGAGCCUGCAGCCCCAGCUACAGGAACAUUCCAUCCAGUUUGAGCGGGCCCAGUUCCAGGAGCGUCUCAACAAGCAGCCUAGCCUCCUCAAUCACACCACUAAGUGGCUGACUCAGGCUGUCACAGACCUCACCACCCCUCCUGCAAGCUGUCCUGACAUACCAGACUCCUCGAGUGCACCUGGCCCAUCUCCCAGUGACAUCGCUGCCCCAGAGCCACUCAGCCCUGCCAUGGUGCUAUCCCAGGGAUUCCUGAACCUUCUCAUCUGGAACCCUGAAAACGAAGAAGAGUUUCCUGAGACCCUGCUGAUGGACAGAACCCGGCUGCAGGAGCUAGAGUCGCAGCGGAAACAGCUAACCAUCCUUGCCUCCGUCCUGCUGGUGGCCAGUAGCUUCUCUGGCAGUGUCCUCUUUGGCUCACCCCAGUUUGUGGAUAAACUGAAGCGAAUAACAAAGUCCCUAGUGGGGGAAUUUAACUCCAGGCCAGAGGAGACCAUGUGCACUGUGAGUGAGCAGGUGACCCAGGAGAUCCAUCAGAGUCUUAAGAGCAUGGGCCUUGCCCCUCUGAGCAGUGACAACACCCCGUCUCUGAUAGCACAGCUCCAGAACAUUGCCAAGAAAGAGAACUGUGUCCGCAACGUCAUUGAUCAGCGGAUCCACUUGUUCCUCAAAUGCUGCUUGGUUCUUGGCGUACAGCGAUCCCUGACGGACCUUCCUGGGGGCCUGACACUUAUCGAAGCAGAGCUGGCGGAACUGGGCCAGAAGUUUGUCAGCCUCACACACCACAACCAGCAGGUGUUUGGACCGUACUACACUGAGAUCCUAAAACCCCUCCUCUCCCCUGCCAGGCCCUGACCUUGAGAGUGGUGGCUCUGACAGCAGGAGCUCAGAGCCCUGGCACCUUGGGCCCAGGAGAAAGACCCAUCUUCCUGGAGUGACAUCAAGGGUAACCAGCAGGGCAGUGAGUCCCCUCCGCUCCCCACAGCCAGCACACCUGGGCUGUAGCGAUCAAGCAUGUAGACACCAACUGGCCCAAAUCCGCUCCCCAAUAAACUCGUG